UGACGCUAACAGCGAGAGACGCUAUGUCAACAACGCGGCCCCUUCUCGGUAUGAAGCGAGUCACCGAGCUCGCGUGCGUCGAGCAGCCGACCAGCAGGCUCUGCGCUUCGGCCGCGAGGCAGCAGCAAGACACCCCGACGGUGGAUGAGUUUACUGUCCCGGAGAAUAAGCAAGACGAGCUGAAAUGUGCCCAGGCUCGCGUGGAGUACGUUUUCAAAGUGACGUUCACUAUUAUCGGGCUGUUGGACCACACGGGACAAGCACACGGUAGCACGGCUUCGCGUCAGAUAUGGCUCCAGCUCAGAGGAAACACUGACGACGUUUCGAAAGCAAAGGAGUAUGUGAGGGGGCUGUGUGACCCAGAGCUGCAGAAAGAAGAACGUUAUCCAGUGGACAUGCACUGUAUCUUUGCCGGAGCCCGGGGCCUGUUCCUGGACAGACUCAUACGGGACACAAGUGCUGAGGUUUUGGUUCCUGAGCCAGGACGUCUGCGCUUGUUGGGCCGCACUGAGCCUGUCGUGAUGGCGCAGAGCAGAGUUCAGCAGUUUGUGGCACUUUUCCAGGAAAAGCGAAGUCUACUGAGUGACAGAGAGCAGGCAGUGAAGCGAGCGUUCAAGUCCUUUGUGGAGGAACGGGAUGACAAAUACACAAUGGAGCUCCUUCUACUGCCCUGUGCGCUGAAAGAAGAAUUACUCGGACUGGCUCACAGUCCAACCAGCUUGCACACACCCUCAACGACUCUCCUGAACCAGAACCUACAACCAAGCAUGGCAGAGUUCGAGCAAGAUCGCUCACAGAGUAGCACUCCUGUGACGGAGCUCUCCUUUCGCAUCUUAGAUACUAGCUUUGAAGACAGAGGGACAAGGACGACGCCUUUUGGCGACGGCGCUGGAAAAGCAGGAGGAGGCAUCGGUUUGGGUCCCGAGGCCAUCCUGUUCAAUGGCACCAGGCCUUCACACAAGCGACGCUCUUCGGAGAGCGAAACUCGGGACACUAAAAGACAGUAUUCUCUGGAGCGGAGGGAGGAGUCCCCGGAGAGGUCGAGGGACAGGGAGCGACACUGGGACAGAGAAGGCCACGCAGCCAGUAGUAGUUUUCGAUCCAAAAACACGUCUGCUUCAUGCACAGUCUCCUCCUCCUCAGCUAAAGCAAACACAGUCACAGGUGCAAUCAUGCUGAACCCUUGUGAUGGUAUCACUGAAGAAAGCGAGGCAGUCAGCCCAGAAACUAACCUCCGUUGUUUGGUCAAUUUCUUCAGAUCCAUGGGUUACCAGCAGGACGUGGUGGAGCGUGUCAUCAAGGAUACGGGUCAAAUGGAAGACACCUUCCUCAUUUUGGAGAAAAUCGUGGCCGAAACGAAAAGUUUUGAGGGGGAAACAAAAAGAGGAGUAAAAGAAACCAAACAACUGAACAAUGUGCGCUCGUCCUCCGCCUCAUCCUCCUCGACGACAUCUCUAGCCGUUGAGCGGGAGUCUGGGAGGUCCAAAGAGAAUAUUAAGCCUAAUCAUCAUGGAGCGAGUAGUAAUGGAUUUGGCCACCGGAGGCAGUCCAGUGGCAGUGAAGCCAGCACUCAACAGACCAGUUCUAUCAAGAGGAGCGCCAGUGCGCAAGGAGGUGCAGGGAAGUACGAGGUCAUUACCAUUUCCGAUGACGAUGAUGUCGGCGUGACAAACAGCAAAACAGCAGAUACUCGGACAUCAAGGGUUACGAUGACACACGGUGACACCCAGACCGGAUCCAGAACAGAAUACCUGGCACGGGGAGGCGGGAAUGUCACACAUAGGGAUCACCUGUCAAGAGGCGGGACGCGGACUCUAGGUGGAUCAGUGAAAGUCGAGACUGUGACGGCACUGCGCAGUGCACCCCAGUGGCUGACAGCCAGCACCACCUCUGUGGCUUCCAGUGCCAAUUCGGCUCCUACCACAAGCCGGCUCUCUGCCUACCAAACCCUCGGCCACAUGGGCUUUCACGGCGGCGGAGGCAGGAAUCCUCCUCCAAGCAACCCACCGGCGCCACCUGUGACCGGUUUGGCUCGUUUUCACCAAUCAUUGAAGACUCCGUAUACACUGAAGCUACCCAACGAACCGGGGCUACCGGAGCUGCGCCACAUCAUCAUAGAUGGCAGCAAUGUGGCUAUGGCUCAUGGCCUAAAUCGGUUCUUCUCCUGUCGAGGGAUAGCGCUCGCCGUGGAGACAUUUUGGAGGCGGGGCCACAGGGAGAUCACUGUAUUUGUUCCUCAGUGGCGCCAGAAGCGAGACCCAUUGACAACAGAACAACAUUUUUUAAAUCAACUAGAAGACCUGCGGCUGCUUUCUUUCACCCCCUCCCGAGAGGUCUGUGGCCAAAGGAUAGCCUCGCAUGAUGACAGAUUCCUGCUCCACUUAGCUGAAAAAACAGAUGGCAUCAUUGUAACCAAUGACAACCUGAGAGACUUUGUCAACUCUUCGGACACUUGGCGCCGGAUCAUUCAAGAGAGGUUACUGCAGUUUACUUUUGUGGAGGACCACUUCAUGAUCCCUGAUGACCCUUUGGGUAAAAAUGGACCUCAUCUGGACAUUUUCCUUUCUAAAAUGAACAGGCAUCUUCCUUUGACCCCUCCCCCUCUGAGACCCCCAGACUUGCGUCCAUCCACCAACCAGCAGCAUCCAGUCUAUGUGCAGGCCCUCCACUCCGCUCCAUGGACUCCCGCCGUUACUCCUCAGCCCCCCUCUUCCCAUGUUACCCACCCGAGCGUGCAGUGGCCCCACCCGGGCCGCCGCCGCAACGCCUCUCCCUCGCCGUCGCCCCCUCCCCAGCGUUCGCCGGGGGAGACGUCCCAGCUGAAGAAUCAGCUGUGCGCGAUUUUCCCAGACCAGAAGCAACAGAUCGACCGCAUCCUCAUUGACAACCCGUACAUGAGAGACUUGAAUGCCCUGUCGGGGCUGCUGCUGGGUUGAUUCACUCGCUCAAAAACCAGACUUCAUACACGCAUUCAAGGGGGACCCGUAACACAGUAUAAAUAACAACUAUUUAUUUUCCUCUCUCUUUCAUCUUGGACAGUCUUAUUUUAUUUUAUUUUAUUUUUACUGAUCUAAAAGCAUAUUUGUUCAUCUGAUAUGAACACCAAUUUCCUUUUUUUCAGUUUGAAACAAUUUUGUCAAAACUAUUAACGUAAAAAAGCAAAGCAGGUUUUAUUUCUCUCUCUCUCUCUCUCUCUCUCUCUCUCUCUCUCUCUCUCUCUCUCUCUCUCUCUCUCUCUCUUUUUUCCCCCUUCCUUUCCCCCCCUUCAAAUGUGGGAGCAGCAUAGAUUAAGAGGACUGGUCGCAGAAUUUGAUGGGCUUCUUACCACAAAUGCAUCCAUACUACCUAAUGACUGCCAUUAGACAAAUAAACUAGCACAGUGACUAUUUUAUGUCAUGGUUUUCCUGCAAAAAACAUUAACAGUACCGCUUAUAGUUUUAAAGAAAGGCAGUUGUGAAGACAACCUACAUUCAUCUGUAUAUAGUCAUAGUUUUGCUGACUAUAAAACGACAUGCUAGGCACAUAAUGGGCCCAUUUGUGUCCCUUCAAAAUAAAGUACAAAUACACCUUAAAAUGAUUGGAAAUAACCACCAUCAAUUUAGUUUUCUACUUGCUCCUAUGGUUUGGUGUGCCCUAACAUAUGGAAGUUUGAGGCAGUCAACUUAAUCCCCUUUUAUUUCCAACCCUUUGAGUAGCUUGCCAGUGUUUAGGAUUUCAUCUUUAUCAAUUCAAGCGCUCAAUUUUAAUUGUUCCUCCAAAAAUCUAGAUUGAGAGAAGAUUUGUGAGUUGUUUUUUUUCGGGGUUGACGAUCUUCCCAGGAACACUUACUAUUCAGAAAUUAACUGUAUUGGUUGUUUUUGAGCCACUUGAAUGCUUCAGUCACUCCAUCUUGUUUUUCAACACUACAAGGCUCAAUUAUAUAGUUUACAUUUGUUGGCUUGAGUCAAAGAAAUUGCAGUCACAAAGCAGAAUUACAUCAACUUUGGUUUUCACUGUACUUUUGUAGCAAUGAAAGAGGUACAAGGGUUCCGUUGAUUCGUGUCAAAAUGCUCUGCUGCAGGCAUGUGAAGAAUCACUCCGGGUGCUUCUUUCACACUCCAAGCAGAGUGUGGACAGGACGUUUCCCCUGCAUGCGUAUAUGUGAUGUGCUUCAGUUGUGUAACAUACCAACCCAAGUCUGUAUAAAAACAUCUUUAGUUCACCAUGUUGUAAGCAUUGCUGAAGGAUUUUCUUUUGUUGUAUUAUAUUUUCAUUGUGAACUACAUUUUUUUUUCUAAAUCUUAAUAUUUUUGGACAUGUGGUUUAAUGUAUGUGAAGAAUUCAAAUAAAUGCCACAGUCAGUAAGUCUUUGCACUACCCUCCACUUAAACUUUUUGAAGGGUGCAGUAAUGGACAAAGUUCAUGUUCAAUUUUUUGAAGUGGUAGCAUGAAUUUCUUGCGCUUUAUUGGGUGUACAGAAAACGAACAGGAGAAUGUGAAGUAAUUUCCUUGCGGGAACAAUAAAGAGUAUUACCACC
This is a messenger RNA of Hippocampus comes (tiger tail seahorse), 4517 nucleotides long. It is a transcript of the gene n4bp1, whose product is annotated as nedd4 binding protein 1. The coding region runs from base 24 to 2936 and encodes 970 amino acids. The transcript has 12 exons. NCBI's taxonomy places the organism in Eukaryota, Metazoa, Chordata, Actinopteri, Syngnathiformes, Syngnathidae. Gene Ontology annotation, molecular function: RNA binding. Gene Ontology annotation, biological process: negative regulation of protein ubiquitination; negative regulation of proteasomal ubiquitin-dependent protein catabolic process. Gene Ontology annotation, cellular component: nucleus; PML body. The record is from RefSeq and is a predicted model, not a curated record.